Molecule: messenger RNA, 555 nt
Organism: Caenorhabditis briggsae
Lineage: Eukaryota; Metazoa; Nematoda; Chromadorea; Rhabditida; Rhabditidae
Gene: Cbr-taf-9
Product: Protein CBR-TAF-9
Exons: 3
Coding region: 1-555 (184 amino acids)
Biological process (GO): RNA polymerase II preinitiation complex assembly; DNA-templated transcription initiation
Cellular component (GO): transcription factor TFIID complex; SAGA complex
Molecular function (GO): RNA polymerase II general transcription initiation factor activity; transcription coactivator activity; protein heterodimerization activity
Source: RefSeq, a predicted model, not a curated record
AUGGCAGAACCGGGAGAAAAAGACGCAGAACUAUCAACAGGUGGACCAGACACAUUCAGUAAAGAAGCUAUGGCAAUUAUGAGUUUACUCGGUGAAUGUGGAGUCGAGGAGUUUGACCCACGCGUUGUUUCAAUGCUAAUGGAUGUUCAAUACGCAGUCACAUCGAAGAUUCUUCAAGUUUCCAGUGGACUCUCAAGACACGCCGAUAAACAGAAAAUCGAUUCAGAAGACGUGCAAACGGCAGCCGAUAUGCUCGGCGUUCUCUCAUCGAACGCUCCCGACAGAGAAAAAAUUCUACAAAUGGCCAACGACAAAAAUCAGCAACCACUUCCGCAAAUACGACACAACUAUGGAUUGAAACUACCGAACGAUCGAUUCUGUCAACUACAACAAAACUUUGUAUACAAAGCAGACGAUAAUAGUCAGCAAAUGGAAACGCAGCAAGUUGCUCACACCCCACGCAUCAUCGAGCCACCACAGUCAUCAGUCUUGAGGCCCGAGCAAGUCCAGAAUAUGCUCAAGCGAAGAGCUCCUGAUGAUGAUUUCGAUUCAUGA